CGCCGCUAAGGUCAGCCGUCAGUUAGUGGGCUUUUAAGUCAGUCGGUCAGUCGAGCCUCGCGAUUGAUCGACCAUUGAUUGGGAAUAUCAUUUCUGUCAUCGAGAGAAAGAGAAUUAAAAGGGGCGAGAGAUGCCGGACGCAAAGAAGAAAGUAUGCAUCGUUGGCAGCGGCAAUUGGUAAUUUCCCUUGUGCCAAGGAUAAUUAAUUAGAUUGUAGUUAUGUGCACGAGAACUUGUUUCUCCCCGCUUUUUCUUUUUCUCUCCUGUCUUGUGUUGAUUUAUUGGGCUGCGGCUCAACUGUAUUCUCUUGAGGGGUUCGGCGAUUGCGAAGAUUGUGGGUGCGAAUGUCAUGAAGUACAAUAACAUAUUUGAGACUCGAGUGACGAUGUACGUGUAUGAGGAGAUCAUCAAUAAUGAAAAAUUGACCAGCAUAAUCAACACUAUCCAUGAGAACGUUAAAUAUCUGCCCGGACACAAAAUUCCAGAAAAUGUGGUCGCCGUGCCCGACGUUGUGGAGGCAGCAAAGGACGCAGACAUUCUCAUCUUUGUUUUGCCACAUCAGUUUAUACGUACGUUAUGUUCGACACUACUGGAUAACAUAAAACCAACUGCAGUUGGUCUUUCUCUUAUUAAGGGUUUCGGUCGAGGUGAAGGAAAUAGUAUCGAGUUAAUCUCCAAGAUCAUUGAAAAGCAUCUGAGAAUACAGUGCAAUGUUCUGAUGGGCGCUAACCUGGCCAACGAAGUCGCAGAGGAGAAAUUCUGCGAAACCACAAUUGGAUGUAAGGACAAGCGACUGGCACCGAUACUGAGGGAUCUCAUUCAGACUUCAAACUUCCGAGUGGUUGUCGUGGAGGAUUGUGAUACUGUGGAAGUGUGUGGUGCUCUGAAGAAUAUCGUGGCUUGUGCCGCUGGUUUUGUGGAUGGCCUUAGUUUGGGUGACAAUACGAAGGCUGCGGUGAUCCGAUUAGGGUUGAUGGAGAUGAUAAAAUUUGUCGAUACCUUCUACAGCGGUUCUAAGCUAUCCACAUUUUUCGAAAGCUGCGGUGUCGCUGAUCUGAUUACCACUUGCUACGGAGGAAGAAAUCGCAGAGUUUGCGAGCAAUUUGUCAAAACUGGCAAGACUAUCAAAGCAUUGGAAGAUGAGCUGCUGUCUGGGCAAAAGCUGCAGGGGCCAGCAACAGCAGACGAGGUUCAUGAUAUGUUGAAAGCACGCAAUCUGAUGGACAAGUUUCCAUUGUUCACUGCAGUGCAUCGCAUCUGUACUGAUCAAUUGCGACCGGCGGAUCUCAUUGAUCAGAUUCGUAGUCAUCCUGAACACGUGAUGAGGUUGGAGGAGGGAAGUGCAUAGUUCAUACAGAAAAAAUGUAGAAACAGCCUGUGAUAUCGAGGAGAAAACGAUUUAGCCAACAAACACUUGUACAUACUUUAAACGUCCUCAUUGUAAUCUUGUUGCUGUAAAUAAAGAUUAUUUUAAUUAUGAA
This is a messenger RNA of Solenopsis invicta (red fire ant), 1481 nucleotides long. Its product is annotated as glycerol-3-phosphate dehydrogenase [NAD(+)], cytoplasmic. NCBI's taxonomy places the organism in Eukaryota, Metazoa, Arthropoda, Insecta, Hymenoptera, Formicidae. The transcript is spliced from 8 exons. The record is from RefSeq and is a predicted model, not a curated record. Gene Ontology annotation, molecular function: glycerol-3-phosphate dehydrogenase [NAD(P)+] activity; NAD binding; protein homodimerization activity. The coding region runs from base 350 to 1348 and encodes 332 amino acids. Gene Ontology annotation, cellular component: glycerol-3-phosphate dehydrogenase (FAD) complex; cytosol. Gene Ontology annotation, biological process: carbohydrate metabolic process; glycerol-3-phosphate catabolic process.